GAACCACGUGUUUUACUUCUAUACAACACUUUUCAUUGCCAAGCCGAAAGUAUUUCAUUCAGUUAGAUUGAGUUAUUUAAGAGCAUGAUCUGGUUUUAUGUCUAACAGUUGCAUUGAAUAAGUUGACUAGUAAAGGUGACCAAAUAUCUCAACAUUGCACGGUUCUUCAAAUUUCUGUAGUAUUUUGUGCAACUUUAACAUUUCUAAAAACCAAUAAUAUGAAUUCUAAUAAAAAUCAUCACCCUGACUAUAAUCCUAACAUUCAGAUAAAGUCUGAGCCAGGUAUUGCAUCUAAUGAUGCAUCUGCACCUACACUGGAAAUUAGUUCAUUGAACAAUGUUCAAAUAAAAGCUGAACCUGGAACGGAAAACAAUAUUUCAUCUACCUCGUCUUCAAUAAACUCAAAUUCAUUAAACAAUAUAAAAAUAGAACCAAGCCUCUUCAGAAGUUCUACAAGACUACCUUCACUUAGAGGACCUAGAGAUUUGACAUUAGGAGGGAAUGUGAAAUUGGAAAAACAAAAAAAAGUCUUUACCCCAAAUUUAAAUGUUACAAGAAAUAAAAAUAGAGAAAAUCCAUAUACCAACAAUGAUAACACCUCUAAACUCAAAAAAGAAAAAUUCAAUGACAAAGAUAAAAGGCAAGAUAAAUUAAGAGAAAGAGGUAGAGGACGAGGGAGAGGAACAAAUAACCUUGUGCAGUCAUCUGGCAUUUUCAGUGAAGGAUUAUCCGAAUCCUUGACAGCCAAAAGACCUGGCUAUGCCGGAGCAACAUCUGGUAGGUCUAGUGAUGGUUUUGGAUAUCAAAGAGGAUCAUCAUCUUCAUUUGCCAUACAAAAAUCAACAAUUUCUGAAGUAGACAAUAAUGCAGAAGAAGAAGGUUCAAAUGAUGAGUUUGAUGAUUUCAAAAUGGAUUAUAAAGAUAGUUUUGUUUCUCUACCAAUUACAAAUAAUGCUAAACAACAUAAUGAAGUAAUAGGAAAUAAUUUAGUCAAACAUAACAGUGAUACAGAAUUAAAAGCUGAUAAGCUAAAAACUAAAUUACAAGAAAUUAAAGUGACAGAUAAAAGUCCUAAAUUGACUGUAUCACAAGUAAUACAGGAUCAAACAGAAAAUUCCUAUAAACUCCUACAGUUCCCACCUUGUUUACCAGGACUACCAACUGAGGAAAUUGAUAAAACUGAUAAAACUGAUAAAAAUGAUAAAACUAAUAAGAAAAAUAACAACUGCACCGUCAGUUCAUUGAAGGAAGGAGUCUUAGGUAAAAUACAAGUGUUGAGAUCUGGCAAGGCUCGCUUAGUUUUAGGAGAAAAUAAUCUCAUAAUUGAUAUAGGAACAUCUACAAGUUUUAGACAGGAUUUGAUUGCUGCUAAAAUAAAAGAUGAUAAGUCAAGCGGAACAUUAGUUAAUCUUGGUACUGUCGACAGUAAACUUAUCUUAACAGUUGACUGGGAGACCAUAUUAAAAAAUUGUAAAUAACAAUAGUUAAAUCAGUCAAUACCUUAUAGUAUGAAUAAUUUUUUCUUUAAACAAUUAAGAAAUGAUGUUAAAUAUUUUUUAAGAUAAAAUGAAUUUUACAUGUAUUAUAUUUAUUAGAACCGAAUAAAAGGAUUUAGGAUUUAAAAUCAGAA
Molecule: messenger RNA, 1630 nt
Organism: Trichogramma pretiosum
Lineage: Eukaryota; Metazoa; Arthropoda; Insecta; Hymenoptera; Trichogrammatidae
Gene: RpIIIC53
Product: DNA-directed RNA polymerase III subunit RPC4
Exons: 7
Coding region: 219-1478 (419 amino acids)
Biological process (GO): transcription by RNA polymerase III
Cellular component (GO): RNA polymerase III complex
Molecular function (GO): DNA binding
Source: RefSeq, a predicted model, not a curated record